AUGCGUCGAGGCGGUAGCGCGGCGUCACGGGUGUGUGUACCGUCGCUGCACCGAGUUCCACUGGCGCAGCCGCGCCAAGCAGUGCCCCUUUUUUCCCCAAAGGGGGAGAAGCUUCAUAUGUGGCGUUCCUCGGCACUGGCGGCAUACCAUCAGCACCAGUUGCGACGCCUUGCAUUGUUGGUGGCUGAAGGAGUCAAGGACGAUACAAAAACUCUUGUUGCCUGCUCUGUUGUUGCCCACCGGCGUUCCACGUUAACUGCCCCCACACACGUCAUGGAUGCCGUGUUCUGCGCGACAGGGGUGAAUCAUGCCCUUCAUCGUCAAUUCAAUGCCGGCAAAACGUUAAAGGGAAUUCUUAGGGGAUGUGCGGAGCAGAACGCGCUUGGCGUGGCGGCCGCAAGUGGUCACCGCUACUCAGCCAUCACCGACGUGUAUUUAUACGCAUCGCCGGCACCGGCAUCGUGUCCACAGCACGUGAACAAGAACUUUUGCAGUCAUCUUGGGCCUGGAAACAGACCUGUGGAUGAUAGUAGGGGCGUCAAUCGACCACCACCUGUAAGUGGGGCUGUCUUUCCCUGCCCGGAGUGCUGGCGGAAUCUCUCCGCCGUAGCUGAAAUGCGGCAAGAUGACGGCGAGCCUGGACCGCUGAAAUUGUUUGUUCACACACAAAAUGAGGUGAUGGCCAUGUGCAGUGUAUCUGUUGCCAGGGAGUGUCUGAGGACGUCCCCAGCGCUUGCAAUAGACGUCACAAUAGUCAUCCCCGGAUAG
Molecule: messenger RNA, 768 nt
Organism: Trypanosoma rangeli
Lineage: Eukaryota; Euglenozoa; Kinetoplastea; Trypanosomatida; Trypanosomatidae
Exons: 1
Coding region: 1-768 (255 amino acids)
Source: RefSeq, a predicted model, not a curated record